This is a messenger RNA of Panicum virgatum (switchgrass), 2468 nucleotides long. RefSeq lists its product as uncharacterized. The coding region runs from base 911 to 2191 and encodes 426 amino acids. Gene Ontology annotation, molecular function: DNA-binding transcription factor activity. Gene Ontology annotation, biological process: regulation of DNA-templated transcription. NCBI's taxonomy places the organism in Eukaryota, Viridiplantae, Streptophyta, Magnoliopsida, Poales, Poaceae. The transcript has 12 exons. The record is from RefSeq and is a predicted model, not a curated record.
CCACCCAUCCCAUCCAUUUCCUCUGCUCCAAAACCAAUAUCAAGAACCACAGGGAGGUAGGAUAGAGAGAGAGAUACGCAUAGAUGGCUGUUUCUCUCACCGCCUCUCCUUUCAAUUUCUGUACGGCGAGUGCUCACCGGAUCCAAGGAGAACAAACGCCCUUUCUUUCUGGUUCUUUCCUGUUGUGCUUGGAUGGUUUAUUUGGUUUUUUUCACUCUUCACUUUCCUGGUUUGCAUCUUCGUUUGCUUGGAUUUAAAGGUGUUAAAGCUGAUUUGUGGAAAGUCACGAAGUAAGGCAGGCGCUUCUAGGUGCGGAAAGGCUCUGGAGAGAUUGACAGAAGAGAGUGAGCACACGGCGUGAUGAACAACAUAAUAUGUAUGUUGUCCUCACCGCGUGCUCACUCCUCUUUCUGUCAGUCUAUGCCUUAUUUGUGGGGGAAAACUCGACCACUCAAAUAGAGCAGACAUGCCUCUAGGACCAUGGUUUUUCUCCUACUUUACCCUACCACUUCCUUAUCCCCUAGAUCUUCACACACACUUGAUUUCUCCUUCUAUUGUUCUAGUCUUUUCAGUCAAGUUGUAUUGGGAACUGCUACCAAGGAUAAUGAUAUGGAUGCUGGUGGUAUUGUGAUAAGGAUGGACUGUUGUAGGCUUGUAGUACCGGAAUAUAUGAUUGGCUUCCUUGCUUGUUUUUCUUAUCCUUUUUCCGUUUUCUUGGCCUCUUGCAGAUUUGCAGUAGCACCGUUGCCUUAGGGACCUGAAGUAUGGGGAUGCUGCCAGUACACUGCAACACUUUCUUGUUGGGUCAAAAAUGGAUCAUGGAGGAGGCAAGGAGACGAGCUAUAUUUGGCAUGGAAGGAGGAAGAACAAGAGCAUCAUGAUAAGGUAGGAAAUGGACUGAGAAGGCGUUAUGAAUAUCCAGAUAACUAAGAUAAACGCGUUAAAGAACCACACUGUGCAGACCGUCAACUUCGUAGUCCCGGUCUUCAGGUUGUUAACUUGUUGUUUGAAGGUCGCUCAGUCUUUUGCCUUCUGCGUGGACACAGCAAUUGUGGUGCCAAAUAUCGUUGGGCUUGUCAUUUCCACCGUGCAGAUAUGCAUCUACUUAUGGAUCCUUGUCAGCCCAAGAAAAACCCGCAACGGAAGCAUUCCUAACCACAAUGUGAGGCAUCCUGCAGUCUCCACGACAAUGGAGUCCCAAUCAGCAAUCUGUGCAGUGGCAAGUCCAACAUCAUCUACCAAUAUAUCUCUGAAAAAGAGCCAAACUUUGGGGGGCACGAGUGGUUCAGAUUAUGAUACCAAAUUCGAGGGUGCUCCUUUUGAACAAAGUACAAACCCACAGGACGUGAAGAGAAUGCGACGGAUGAUGUCAAACCGUGAGUCUGAUCAGUGUUCGAGGAAGAGGAAGCAAGCCCACUUGGCUGACCUUGAGACACAGGAAAAUCCGAAGAGGUCUAGAACCUCUUAUUUGAGGCGGAAGGGUCCUUCGGAGCAGGUUGACCAGGUUGAGCAGCUGACAGACGCCAAUCAGCAACUCACCACCUCAGUCACAGUCACAGACAACAGGAUCCUGAAAUCAGAUGUCAGGGCCCUCAGAGUCAAGCUGGCGGUGGACAUGGUGGCCCGUGGCGCGCUGGCAAGUCCAGCAUCAUCAUCCAAGAUAUCUCUGAAAAGGAGCCAAACUUUGAGGGGCACGAGUAGUUUAGAUUAUGAUACCAAAUUCGAGGGUGCUCCUUUCGAACAAGGUACAAACCCACAGGACGUGAAGAGAAUGCAACGGAUGGUGUCAUACCGUGAGUCUGAUCAGUGUUCGGAGCAGGUUGACCAUGUUGAGCAGCUGACAGACGCCAAUCAGCAACUCACCACUGCAGUCACAGUCAGAGACAACCGGAAGCUGAAAUCAGAUGUCAGGGCCAAGGUGAAGCUGGCGGAGGACGUGGUGGCCUGUGGCGCGCUGUCGUGUGGGCUAGGCAGCCUUGGGCUCUCAUCACCGGUCCUGAACCCACAGCAGUGCAGGGUUCCUGACGUGCUGCCCGUCCUGGAGGUACCCGCGGACGACAGAUGCUUCACGGGGUUGUCCCCCACGGUGCAGGUCCAGAACUCGUCGCUGCAGAGCCUUAGCCUCGAGAGCUUCGACAACCGGAUGACCAGCGAGGUGACGAGCUGCGCCGGCGCCGGCGUCGAUGUCUGACCAUGGGAUCACUCCAACGGCGGCUUGUCCAAGUGAGGAACCCGAAGCGUGGAAAUUCGCACGCCGAAGGCAGCUACUGUCCUGUAUGCGUAUGACACUAUGAACUGCAGGUCUAGAUCCUGCCAUUGCUGUGUUAGCUGGAGUGAUGAACUGAACGGACUUUUUUUUUUUGCAGUCCUCGUCUUGGUAUAUUGCCUUUGCCUAGUUCUGUAAUAGAACCAGUUAUCAAUAAACUUUAAGUAUAUAUGCUAAGGUACUGAACUCCAAAGCAUAAUUA